Molecule: messenger RNA, 2797 nt
Organism: Cynoglossus semilaevis (tongue sole)
Lineage: Eukaryota; Metazoa; Chordata; Actinopteri; Pleuronectiformes; Cynoglossidae
Product: leucine-rich repeat LGI family member 2-like
Exons: 7
Coding region: 687-1910 (407 amino acids)
Biological process (GO): inhibitory synapse assembly
Molecular function (GO): protein binding
Source: RefSeq, a predicted model, not a curated record
UGCUGCCUCUGCAUUCUGAUGCCGUGCUGUUCAGACUAGUUCAGCCGUUACUCUCAGCCUCGGCCUCCGGAUCUUUCUGUGGACCCCGACAGAACACCAACAUGAACACAUCGACCAAACUCACACUCCUGACACUGUUGGUACUCGCGUGUCUCCGUGUUACAUCUGGAGCCAAAAGGAAUUUCAAGUGUCCUUCAGGAUGCGCCUGUACCAAGGAGACCAUCAUCUGCGUCGGUAACACACCAAUCCCACGGACGGUACCGAGCGAGUUCACCUCACUGAGUAUGGUGAAUGGAUCCAUUCCUGAAAUUACAGAGGGGAUGUUCUCACUCAUGCCGUCUCUGCAGCUCUUGUGAGUUUACCCUGUCCGCCGCAUCCCCCAGUGAUAACAGUGAUGGAAAUUCAUGUUGUUUUUAUUGUAUAUUGAAUAAAAAAGUCUUUGAAUUUCCUUUAGAUGUCUUUUAAUCGUCAUUAUUGUUUGUUUGUUUGUUUUAUUAUUUAUAUUGUUGUUGUUUUCUUGCAGACUUUACCAAGCAAAUUCUUUAUCUACAAUAAAAGAUGACGCUUUCUCUGGUCUCCCACAUCUGGAGUACUUAUUCAUUGAAGAAAACAAGAUCGAGACCAUCACCAAGAACGCUCUGCGCGGUCUGCGAGACUUGACUCAUCUCUCUCUUGCCAAUAACAAGAUGAGAUUCCUGCCAAGAGAUCUUUUUUUUGACUUGGAUUCAUUACUGGAGCUGGACCUACGAGGGAACCUAUUCCAAUGCACUUGUGAGAACAAGUGGUUGAUGGUGUGGCUGAAAAACACAAACGCCACAGUAUCGGAUGUGUUCUGUGCCGGUCCCAGUGACAUGAAGGACAAGCGUCUCAGUGACCUUCCCAUUCCACCGGGCGAAUGCAUGUCCACAGACUUUGUGCGUCAUCAGUCCAUACCCAUUCAGUCCAUGUCAGCAGAUAUCUUCUCUUUUAAAGAGGACAUCUACGUCGCCAUGGCUGCUCCGAACACCAACAGCUGUGUGAUCAUGGAGUGGGAUCACAUCGAGAUGAAUUUCAGAAAAUUUGACAAUAUCACAGGAAAAUCAGUUGUUGGAUGUAAGUCCGUCCUGAUUGACAACCAUGUCCUGAUAAUUGUCACUCAGCUCUUCGGCGGCUCCCACAUCUACAGGUUUGAUGAGCAACAGAACCGGUUCACCAAGUUUCAAACCAUCGAAGUCUUCAACAUCUCAAAGCCAAACGACAUCGAGGUCUUCCAGAUCGACGGUGAUUGGUAUUUUGUGAUUGUGGACAGCUCCAAAGCUGGACUGUCUACUUUGUACAAAUGGAGCGACAACCCAGACCGCAACGAAACCGGUUUCAACUCCUACCAGUUCCUCCAUGAGUGGUUUCGAGAUACCGAUGCUGAGUACGUGGAGGUGGAUGGGAAGUCCUACCUCAUCUUAACCAGUCGGUCUCAGCCACCUGUCAUCUACCUGUGGAACAAAAACUCCCAAAAAUUCACACUCCAUGGUGAAAUUCCAAAUGUAGACGACAUGGUGGCAGUGAAAGCGUUCAGGGUGGACGGUGAGCUGUUUCUGGCUAUGACCUGCUACAUUGGUGAUUCCAAAGUCCUUAAAUGGACCAACAAGCAGUUCACUGAGGUCCAGACUCUGCCUUCUCGAGGAUCCAUGAUCCUUCAGCCUUUCGCCUUCAGGGACAGACACUACCUGGCUCUGGGCAGUGAUUACUCUUUUACCCAGAUCUACCUUUGGGAUGUGGAGAGCAAAACCUUUCACAAGUUCAAGGACAUUUACGUGCAGUCACCUCGGUCGUUCGCGGUGGUGACUAAUGAAAGGAGAAAUUUCAUCUUCUCUCCAAGCUUCAAGGGCAAAUCGAUAGUUUUCGAGCAUAUUGCAGUAGAUCUAAGCUUGUAAUGCAAAACCAGAUACUCAAUAAUAGGAACUGGUCUCACAGACCAGUAUCACAUGUAUGCUAUAAACCAUCCUGAACCUCCUUCAUUCUCCUUUUGCACUUGGAUUCGCCCAGCCUUACUGUAUUGCCUAGCGAACUACUAGCAACUAAAGUACUUACUGUAUGAAUGUAUCAGUACAGGCAACUGCUGCAAUGUUGACAGCAUGUAAAGAAUGGCAUAUCGCGUAAUGACACUCACAGGCGCUGGCUACUGCUUCGGCGUCCAUCAAAUAAGUCUUCCUGGUCUCCUCACACAGAUUUCAAGGUGUCAAAUAGAGGACCAUUUCAAACACAAUCCAUGUGGUUCCUUAUGUUAAAUACAGAUCUGAUUAGAUUAAAAUCGAAUUCUUGUGUGUGAACUAGACUUAAAAUUGCUGCGAUUUGUAAAAAAAACUUGUCGUCCGGACUAAAUGUUAUUUGCUAACUGUGAUGUGGUCAAAUGUUUUGAGAAAACUGUGGCGCUAGGUAAACAUUAUAAGCUUAAGCCUUAAAAACUGUUACAAGCUUGAAUGACGGAGUAAAUAUAAUUUACUGUUUUUUCUAUGCAAAAUGUGCAAUACUAAGUGUUACUACAAUCGUGGAGCCAUAUGCUGCUUUAUAACUUUUUUCACGUCUUGUAAACAUGUAAUCUCACUACUUUAGCUUGGACUGAAAUACAGUUGAUAACAUCUGAAAGGAUUCUGAGAUUGAAGUGUAAUAUUGUGAUCAAAGCUAAAGACGCUGUUAACUGUAACAUGCUGCAGCAGCUGGAAGCUGUUAAAUUGAAAUAAACUUGAUACUGUGUAAAUAUGGCUGGAGUUUAUUUCUCUUGGGUUCAGUGAUGAAACCUUGUUUUUUUAUUAACGCCCUC